AUGCUUCACUGGCUGACGCAAUUUUCCGAUCAGGUCCAGUUCUUCAAUCUGUUCCGCUACAUCACGUUCCGGACGGGCGGGGCGCUUCUGACCUCGGCCUUCAUCGUCUUCCUGGCCGGACCGCGCAUCAUCGAUGCGCUGCGCCUGCGCCAGGGCAAGGGACAGCCGAUCCGCGCCGACGGGCCGCAGACCCAUUUCAAGAAGGCCGGAACACCGACGAUGGGCGGGCUGAUGAUGCUGUUCGGCAUCAUCGGCGCGACGCUCCUGUGGGGCAAUCUGACCAACCCUUACGUAUGGGUGGUGGUCGCGGUGACGCUCGGUUUUGGCGCGAUCGGCUUUUACGACGAUUAUCUGAAGGUCACCAAGCAGACCGACAAGGGCUUUUCCGGCCGCGCCCGGCUGGCGAUCGAGUUCGUGAUCGCGGGGCUUGCGGCCUAUGUGAUCAUGCGGGCGGGCGCGACGCCGUUUUCCUCGUCGCUGGCCUUUCCCUUCUUCAAGGAUUUCCUGAUCAAUCUGGGCAUCUUCUUCAUCCCGUUCGCCGCCUUCGUGAUGGUAUCGGCGGGCAAUGCGGUGAACCUGACCGACGGGCUGGACGGGCUGGCGAUCGUUCCGAUCAUGAUCGCGGCCUCAUCGUUCGGCGUCAUCGCCUACCUGUCGGGCAAUGCGAUCUUCGCCGACUAUCUGCAGAUCCAUUUCGUGCCCGGCACCGGCGAACUUGCGGUGGUUCUGGGCGCGGUGAUCGGCGCCGGGCUCGGCUUUUUGUGGUUCAACGCGCCGCCGGCGGCGAUAUUCAUGGGCGACACCGGCUCGCUGGCGCUGGGCGGGCUGAUCGGCGCGGUCGCGGUCGCCACCAAGCACGAGAUCGUCAUGAUCAUCAUUGGCGGGCUGUUCGUCCUGGAAGCCAUGUCGGUGAUCAUCCAGGUCGCCUAUUUCAAGAUGACGGGGCGCCGCGUCUUCCUGAUGGCGCCCAUUCACCACCAUUUCGAAAAGCUCGGCUGGACCGAAAGCCAGGUGGUGAUCCGCUUCUGGAUCAUCGCCGUCAUCCUGGCGCUGGUCGGCCUGUCGACGCUGAAGCUCAGGUAG
Molecule: messenger RNA, 1083 nt
Organism: Effrenium voratum
Lineage: Eukaryota; Dinophyceae; Suessiales; Symbiodiniaceae
Source: the annotation of a GenBank genome assembly